AUGUCCGGAAGAAUUAGACGAAACUUGAACGCUGCCUUGAAAACCAUUCAAGAGCAUACAGCUGAGGCCAAUCGAAUAAUUGGGGAGGAAAAUGAUGAGGAUACUCGCAGAAAGCUGAAGCUAGAAAAAGCCCAUAUUGAGACCACCAUUGGAAGAAUUGAGGAAUUGGAUUCUCAAUGGAGUGAUUAUGUGACAAGCUUAGAAGGGCCGCAAAAAAUGGCUGAGGAAUCGCUAUAUUUGGAUUUUCCGCCCCUAUGUGCUAGUAUGGAAAGGGAGGAAGGGCAGGAAGUACCGUUAGCUCAACGCCACUUUGUGGAUCAAUGCGAAUUUGCCCGUCAAGUUGUUGUGCUAAUUGAACAAACCAUGGAGGAUCUGGGCCAUUCUAGAAGCGGUUCACGCCAAUCGGCAAUGAGCGAAGUGUCAGAUACCCGAACCGCUGACCUUGGAAACCAAAAUCGGAGGGUGCAAGGAAAUCAAAGGCCGCAGCCGCCUACUAUACAAAUGCAACAGCCCUUUAUGGUGCAACCACGUGCGAAGCUCCCUCCAUUGCCUUUACCUCAUUUUUCGGGAGAAACCAGAGACUGGCCUACCUUUUGGCAACUUUUCGAGUCAACUGUGGACAAUGAGCCCAGCUAUGACAAUGUCGUAAAAAUGAGUUAUUUGCUCUCUCUUUUGGACAGGCCGGUACAGAAUGUGGUGGCUGGAUACUUACCUACGAAUGAAAACUACCCACGCGUUGUGAAGCUGUUAAAAGCGAGAUAUGGAGAUAAACGUGCGCUCAAGGAAUCGUUACAGUCAGAGCUGUACCACCUACCUCAUGCUAAUGAUUCAGUUAUGGAAUUGCGAAAAUUUUUGGAUAUAAUUGAAAGAGUAUGCCGACAAUUGACUGACUACGGAAUUAGCGACGACUCCUGGAUUGUUUUCACUAUAAAGGAAAAAUUGCCUAGAGGAAUACUUGCCAAACUGAUAGAAAAGGAACGAGUAGCUGAACAAACAUGGAAUGUCGAAAUGUGGAGGAAUGAGCUCGACCUACUUAUUUCAGUUAAAAAAGAGGUCCAGAGAUGUAGCGUUAAUAAGGAAUUUGAUUGGCAACAGCGAAGGGACAGAUGCCCACUGCCAAACCCGGAGCAAACCCAUUCUUUUCCGGUUACAAGUCAUCCGAUGAAACCUUUUUUUUCAUUGUGCGAAGGAAACCAUCUACCAAGCGAAUGCCCGAAAGAUAACAACCUUCAGGCCAGAAAGGAUCGUUUACAGGAACAAAACCGUUGCCUAAAGUGCAUAUUAUGUAGAGGGAACCACCCUCCAAGCCAUUGUUCUAAGUAUAGCAGCCCAAAGGCGAAGAAAUACAAGUUACUAGAGCAGAACCGUUGCCUAAACUGCCUGAGUGAUGGCCAUCGAACAUUUGAUUGCAGGAAUAAUCGCCGAUGUAUUAAAUGUCGAGGAAAGCACCACGUCAUGGUUUGCUAUUCACGUAUGCCAAAAACUCAACUGUUGGAACCUAUGCGAAAAAGCGAGGUUCAUUGUUCGAGGCCGGCUGGGAUGUUUGAAGCUAAAAAGAUGCUGGAAGAAAAGACGAAGGCUCUCCAAGAAAAAGAUAAAACGAUAGUGAAAUUGAUGUCCGAACUUAUGUUGGCACGCAAAAAGGCCGAGGAUGAAUCCAAAAAAGCUAAACGAUUCAAACGUCUGCUGGAUCAAUCUAAUCAGAGGAUUGUGGAUGAUUAUGGAAAAAGAAUUCUGAAAGAGACUCAUGUCAAUGCCCUUCAGAAGGCUAACCGAAAAUUGAUUGCCAGAAAUGGUAAGCUAGAACGGGAAGUGCACGCCUACCGCAAAAAAUGCCAACUGGAAAAACUGGAACCACCAGAUUUCUAUGCCUUUUGCCGCUCAUGGAUAGAUAUGAAAAUGUUUGUGCUAGUCUUAGCCGCCUUUGUCAUGAUUCUGGAUGGCACUAAAAAUGCUCUGAGGAUGAUUAUCCGCGCAACAAAUAAAUUUUGGAAAUGCAAAACAAAAGAAAGGAUGGAACAAGAAAUGACCUCGAAACAUGGCCUAAAUAGAGCACGCAUAAAAAGAUUACUUCGAGCUUCGAUAGCCUUAACACUGUUCACCGGCGUUGUCGCGAUCAAUCCAUGCGGGAUCUUUGUCGCCAUUUUGUUCAGUACUAUGGAUGGUUGGGCGCAUGCACUGAAAGAGAGCAGAAGAUGUGCGAUGGAAGAUGUGCCGAAGAUUAAGAAAAGAAAGAAAAUACUUGAAAGAUGGAAAAAAGAAAUCGAGGAUGAAACUUUAGACGCGGGCGGGAAUGUCGCGAAGCGACUAAAGAUGAGGAAUAUAAAAUAAAUAUAUUUUUAUAAUAUUUCUAAAUUAAUCAUCAUUUAUUGCAAAUUCCUUUUUCGGACUUUUACCCUUCUAAAAAACCAUUUUUGCUGUAAACAUCUAUUCAAACUCUGUUUACAUUUUUAGCUCUUUUGUUCUAAAACUUAACUUAAUUUUCCACUCUUUUGUAUUAUUCAAAACAUGUGCAUUUUAUUUAAUCGUUCCUAUUAUGUUUUUAAUGAUCGAAAUAUUUUUCUGUCUACCCGCCUAUUUUUCUGGCCUACAUAAUCUCCCACCCCAAACCCCAAUUAGCUUCUUUCUGUGCUUGGCUUGCUUCUGUUCUAGCUUUCAUUCUGGGGUUUGGUGAUCUUCUCUUGAACUGUUCUUUGCGGUAUUGACGCUGUGCUUUUUUUGGAAAUAAAAUUAUUAAUUGAUUGAAGUGUUUUUUGGUUG
Meloidogyne enterolobii is the source of this 2760-nucleotide messenger RNA. Lineage: Eukaryota; Metazoa; Nematoda; Chromadorea; Rhabditida; Meloidogynidae. The record is from the annotation of a GenBank genome assembly.